AGAGACGCGCGCCGCGGGCUGCGGUGGCUGAAGAGGAGGCUGAGCGGGCGCGGGCGACACCGACAGUUCCAGUUACUAUGGCAAUGACGGCAGGGGCAACAACUACCUUUCCUAUGAGCAACCAUACCCGGGAAAGAGUAACUGUGGCCAAGCUCACACUGGAGAAUUUUUAUAGCAACCUAAUUUUACAGCAUGAAGAAAGAGAAACCAGGCAGAAGAAGUUAGAAGUGGCUAUGGAAGAAGAAGGAUUGGCAGAUGAGGAGAAAAAGUUACGUCGAUCGCAGCAUGCUCGUAAAGAAACAGAGUUCUUACGUCUUAAGAGGACCAGACUUGGCCUGGAUGACUUUGAGUCUCUGAAGGUUAUAGGAAGAGGAGCUUUUGGAGAGGUGCGGCUGGUCCAGAAGAAAGACACGGGGCACAUCUAUGCCAUGAAGAUCCUGAGGAAAGCUGACAUGCUUGAGAAAGAACAGGUGGCUCAUAUCCGAGCAGAAAGAGACAUUUUGGUGGAAGCAGAUGGAGCCUGGGUGGUGAAGAUGUUCUACAGUUUUCAGGACAAGCGGAAUCUCUAUCUCAUCAUGGAAUUUCUUCCUGGAGGUGACAUGAUGACAUUACUGAUGAAGAAGGACACCUUAACAGAAGAGGAGACACAGUUCUACAUCUCAGAGACUGUCUUGGCGAUAGAUGCAAUUCACCAGCUGGGCUUCAUCCACCGGGACAUCAAACCAGACAACCUUUUACUGGAUGCCAAGGGACAUGUAAAGCUGUCUGAUUUUGGUUUGUGCACGGGGUUAAAGAAAGCUCACAGGACUGAAUUCUACAGAAACCUCACACAUAACCCGCCAAGUGACUUCUCAUUUCAGAACAUGAAUUCAAAGCGGAAAGCAGAGACGUGGAAGAAGAACAGGAGACAGCUGGCUUACUCCACAGUUGGAACACCAGACUACAUUGCUCCAGAAGUAUUCAUGCAGACUGGCUACAACAAAUUGUGUGACUGGUGGUCCUUGGGAGUGAUUAUGUACGAGAUGCUAAUAGGCUUUCCACCUUUCUGCUCAGAAACACCUCAAGAAACGUACAGAAAAGUUAUGAGCUGGAAGGAGACGCUGGCAUUUCCUCCGGAAGUGCCCGUCUCUGAGAAAGCCAAAGACUUGAUUCUCAGAUUUUGUACUGAUUCUGAAAACAGAAUUGGGAAUGGUGGUGUGGAAGAGAUCAAAAGUCAUCCGUUCUUUGAGGGUGUAGACUGGGGGCACAUAAGGGAAAGACCAGCAGCUAUUCCUAUAGAAAUCCGGAGUAUAGAUGACACCUCAAACUUUGAUGACUUCCCUGAGUCUGAUAUCUUACAGCCAGUGCCGAAUACCACAGAGCCCGACUACAAAUCCAAAGACUGGGUUUUCCUCAAUUACACCUACAAAAGAUUUGAAGGGCUGACCCAGAGAGGCUCCAUUCCCACAUACAUGAAAGCUGGGAAGUUAUGAUGAUCACAGUCGCCCAUGGCCAGGAGAACUCAGGUAGCUGCAUCCCCAGGCUGGCUCGGCAUCAGCACCAGGAGCUCCGGGACGGUGCUGCUCUCCAGCCAGAGGAAUGACUACAGCUUGGGAAUCUGAGGCUGCUACGGCUAUGGGAAUUGCUCAGCUUUUUUUUUUUUUACAAAGGUACUGGAACAAAAGGAACAGACAUUCCCUCCUAACUGCACUGCCUACGUGCAUGUUGAGAGGUCCAUCCUGCCCAUGUGCUGCGCUUCUGAUUGCAACACUAAUCCAGCCAGAACUGCAUAGCACUACAGCACCAUGACAGCCUGAGGUUGCUCUCAGUGUCCCUGCUUCACUGCAGAGCCCGUGGUUCUAGAAUCAGUGAAAAGCCAUCUUCUGUAGCUGCUGUUAGAACAUUUGCCCUGUUGGUUUGGACAUUGUAAGCUCUACAUGAAGACAGUUUCUGUACAGGCUCCAAGGAACUUAAGGACACUGACUUCGACAUUAGAAUUUCCUGUCAAGUUCUCACGCAGACCCUGUGGCAGGAAAGGCAAGCUUCUGUCAGGGUGAGGGCAUUUCUCACCUUCACUCUGGCAUCUCCAAGGCUGAUGGUGCUGAGAGAUUGUGACUUGACGACCGAUGUGCACACAGGAGAUGGACCUGAAUGAUUGUCAGCUACUCCACUUUUAACAAGAGGGCAUAGCAUUGUUUUAGUUUGAGGAUGGUGAGCUGAGUUUCAGAAAUGACCAUGAAAGCUGCUUGUAGAACCUAGUGUGUUUUUAUUAAACUAUUUUUUUAAAUGUCAAACUUCUGAUCAGUCAAUGGACACUGUGGAGAACAGAGUGUGACUCACUGUGGCUUUCUGCAGAAGUGGCACUUUCGUGCUGGUGACCCUUUGUUCCCUUGAUUGCACUAGUGCCAUUGUUUUCCAAUGAACCAAAGAUCCUGGACAGUGGCUGUCAGAGGGGAGUGGAGCUCUGCUUUACAGGGGUGCUGCGCUCCCUUGACAGAGGCCAGCCCUGUCCACUGUUAGCUCAUCACUGUGGUUAAAGCCCAUUAUGAAAUAAAGGAAGUGGGUGCAGGCUGGGAGGGUGUGACUGGAGACUGGGCAAAGAAGUCAGCAUCAGAUUCUAGGGGUGUUUCGCUAAGGAUUACAUCAUCUUUUCUUGCUUAGCAUUUUGAUUCUGAAACAACUUUCUGAAGAGAUGUAGUUUUGUGAGUUGUAGUUGUAGUAACUCCUCAGGGAAUGGCUAAUGUUUAUCAUCUAUGAUUGAUACAGUGAGGCUUUAUGGGAGGAAUGUUUCUCCUGAGGGGACUGAGCAAUGCCUUGUGACCCCUCUUUCAUCAAGGCCAUCAGCUCCUGAUAUAUUUUGAUGAGUCCUUUAAGGCUCCCCCAUUUUGCUGUUGAGUCUGGUAAUCAACACCACUUGUUAUGUACUGGCUCAGCUGUGGCCUGAUGGAUCCUAUGCCAGGUAUUUGGAGAAAGCACUGGAAAUGGUAGAUAAGCCUCCCUGACUUCAGCUGCCUUAGUAUCUGCAGGGUAUAUGAGCGUCUCCAAGUUGUCUGUCUCAAGGGUACUUUAGCAGCAGAGGCCCCUGGGUAUAGGGAUUCUACCUUUUCUUUCAGAAUGGGACUUUUCUAGUGUGAGAGUAUCUGGGUUGGGUAGGAGACCUUGCCAAAUUCUCUAGCUCAGGUGCGAUAACUGCCUAGCUACCAUACCGUAGGGUGGGUGUUGUCAAGUCCAGGUGACUGGGGUAGUUUGAGAUUAGUGUACAGGAGAAUUACCGAACUCAUGUUUCCAUGAUGUAGGGACAGAACACUUCGUCUGAUCUCUGUUGUGGCUGUGAAAGCUGUGAGGCAGGUUUCCUGGUGGUGGAGAGGCAUUUUGGCAAGUUUGCUUUGCGGGUUGCCUCCUCCCCUGGCAUUAACCUGGCUGCCGCUCUUCAGGAAUUUCUCGUGGAAGUGGUCCCUAAUCUAGUAUAAAGGCCCCUAAAGACUGUCUGUCUGUUGAAGUAAAAAUAUGAGGCAUGGUGCAAAUUAUGCAAAUAAUUUGCAGAGAUCCUCCAAUACUGACUUUUUUCCAUUAUACAUUUCCCAUAUUUUAGGUAAAUAAUGUAAUUUAAGUGAUAAAACCCUAUCUUAAUCAACUGGGCAUAGUGACAUUUUCUCUUAAUCUCUAUUUUGAAUCUAGGAAGUUUUAUUAUAAACGGUGGUUUGGGUUUUUCUAAAGAUACAGAAAAUAUGUACAAUUCAGAUGUAUUGGUUUCCUGAUUGAAUAGAGGCUUGUAUUUUUUCAUUAAAACCUUUGUGUUGAA
Mus pahari (shrew mouse) is the source of this 3781-nucleotide messenger RNA. It is a transcript of the gene Stk38l, whose product is annotated as serine/threonine kinase 38 like. Gene Ontology annotation, molecular function: protein serine/threonine kinase activity; ATP binding. The transcript has 14 exons. The coding region runs from base 78 to 1472 and encodes 464 amino acids. The record is from RefSeq and is a predicted model, not a curated record. NCBI's taxonomy places the organism in Eukaryota, Metazoa, Chordata, Mammalia, Rodentia, Muridae. Gene Ontology annotation, biological process: peptidyl-serine phosphorylation; intracellular signal transduction.